Molecule: messenger RNA, 1341 nt
Organism: Penicillium longicatenatum
Lineage: Eukaryota; Fungi; Ascomycota; Eurotiomycetes; Eurotiales; Aspergillaceae
Product: F-box protein
Exons: 3
Coding region: 1-1341 (446 amino acids)
Molecular function (GO): protein binding
Source: RefSeq, a predicted model, not a curated record
AUGGGAAGUGUGGCGCACUUCCAAGAGCCGAGCGACCGCGAUCUGAAGGACCACGAGAGGUUGGUGGAUGAGAUUCUCCAUGAACAGCCGUGGACCCAGUCAAUGAAAAACUCCUCCAUCUUGGAUAAACUCCCCGCCGAGAUCCUCCACGAGAUUCUCUCCUACCUGUCCGCCCGCGAUCUUGCUCGCGUAUCUGCAAGCUGUCAAGUACUCGCCGAGCAUGGCUCCGACGACCGACUAUGGGCCAAGUUGGUCAACUCCCACCUGCCUUCCUCGAUUCCUGACCCAGGCCCUUUCCCGUCCUUUCGACGCCUAUACCUUGCCCACCUAUCGUACUGGUUUAUACCUCAAUACAAGAUCUGGUUCUCAGAUAACGAGCACACGGGCAACUUGAUUCUGGCUCGUUAUGAUAACCGAAGAGGCGUCAUCGAAGCCUACCGAUUGCUGGCAGAUCGAGGUAGCCCAAGCUUUCAAGUUUGGCAAUCGAACCCUGAUGUCAUGAUUCAAUCGUUCGACCCCAAAGUAGUCCUGUGGCUGGAUGAUCCCGUUUUGUUUCUCAAAGAUCCAGCGCCCGCGGAACCCAGGGCUGCUUGCCAGACUUGGAGGAUGGAGCGUCAAAUGCCAAUGGCUUCAGAAGCACAGAGUGUUUACAGCUCAAUCCUAUUGUGUCCCAAAGAAGAUACGCCACCUCAGAGUUACCAAGGAGAAUGUUGGCCUCCGGUGACCAUCCCUAGUGAGCACCGCAUCCGCAGAGAGAAUUCCCCGCAGAGGUUGCCGGACCCCAAGUGUGCAUCUGAAGCCUCGGAGAGGGCAUUUCGCAUUCGGAGAUGGGCCAAUUUCCACGUGGUGCUCUCUCCGGGCCGCAAUGAAGCACGGACAACGUAUGCUACCCUUGAUCCGAGCUCGUAUGUGCCAACGAAAGAAAAACCAUAUCAAGGUAUCUGGGUUGGAGACUACUCAGCUCAUGGAUGCGAGUUCCUCUUGUUCGUCCAACGAGAUGUAGACAGCCAGAACGAUAAGGACGGAGACUUCGGACCAAGCGGAAGAUUGGAAGCAGUCAAGCUUACAGGUGAUCCAAAUGUUCCCCGUGGUCAAAUAUCAUUCGUUGCCAACGAUAUCGGUCCUGGAGGCCUCGUUCGGGUGGACGACAGGGAACCGUUUGAGAAUGCACGUAUUGUGCGGUGCUUGGGUCAUGUCGCUGGUAUUGGCUUCCAAGAUGACACCUUUAUCACGUCCGAGCUUAUUCUUAUCUCUCCGGACUUCAUAGCGCAUUAUUGGAAGGAAAUGGGCCACGUUUCCUACUACCGCCGAGUGGACAUUGAUACCCUCCUCCAAAUAUGA